This is a messenger RNA of Hibiscus syriacus, 333 nucleotides long. RefSeq names its product cysteine proteinase inhibitor 4-like. The record is from RefSeq and is a predicted model, not a curated record. Gene Ontology annotation, molecular function: cysteine-type endopeptidase inhibitor activity. The transcript has a single exon. Lineage: Eukaryota; Viridiplantae; Streptophyta; Magnoliopsida; Malvales; Malvaceae. Bases 1 to 333 code for a protein of 110 amino acids.
AUGGCGAAAAUGGAAGUGAGAAUCCUCGCAGUGUCGACAAUGAUUUUGGCAAUGUUAUUCCCGGUGGUUAAUGGACAAACGACGACAGUGGAAGCGGAAAAACCGAUCGGCGAUGCAACCGAUAACAAAGAGGUGGAAGAAUUAGGGAGGUUUCCGGUGGAAGAGAACAACAAGAAGGUUAAUCAGUUGGAGUUUGAGAAUGUGGUUCAAGCCGCCAAACAGGACACCAAAUACUUUCUCAAGAUCGAAGCUUCGGACAAGGGGGAGAAUAAGACAUUUUCUGCUGUGGUUCUGGUGCAAUCUGGAAAGAAUGAGUUGGUUAGCUUCACCUAA